Molecule: messenger RNA, 2115 nt
Organism: Anolis sagrei ordinatus
Lineage: Eukaryota; Metazoa; Chordata; Lepidosauria; Squamata; Anolidae
Product: membrane-spanning 4-domains subfamily A member 8-like
Cellular component (GO): membrane
Source: RefSeq, a predicted model, not a curated record
AUGCUGACCACUAGUCAUUUCACAGCUGGUGGUUACUGCUACUAUGAGAACAAAAGUGGUCAUUCAGCUAUGACAACAGAGACGAUCCUUCCCCCAAACAUUACCAAUGCACCCCAGGCUGGCCAGGAGGCACCUGGUAGUAUUUUCAUCCAACCACCAGGGACAGUACAAUAUAUAUCAUUUGAAGGUUAUCAACUUGGAAACCCUGGCAACCCAGUUCAGCAGCAAGGCAACCCAUCUCAGCAGCAACGCAACCCACUAGAGAAACUUCUCAAAGUGGAGACUAAGACUCUGGGGGCCAUACAAAUCAUGAUUGGACUGAUGCACAUUGGCCUGGGAUGUAUCGCAAUAUCAAUAUUAAUGUCAGGAUUCCAUUAUAUUCCUUUCGGUGCAACAUCAGGCUAUCCAUUCUGGGGUGGACUAUUUUUUAUUAGUUCAGGAUCCCUUGCUGUGAGCUCCGAGAAAUACCUCAAUGGUUCUUUGGUGAGAUGCAGUGUAGGAAUGAACAUCAUGAGUGCUGUAAUAGCAUUAACUGGAAUCAUGCUUUAUAUAGCAGAACUCGUUGUAACUACUACAUAUUCUUAUUAUUACAAUCCUUACGAUUCUCAUCCUUCUUAUUAUUAUUAUUAUUUCUCACGGGCUGGACCUGUUACUGUUGAAGUCCUAUUCCUCUUGUUCAGUUUGCUGGAGUUCUGCAUCAAUGUAUCAACAGCACAUUUUGGAUGCCAGGCAGCCUGUUCCACUAGUGAACCAGUUACAGUUUUGGUGCCUUAUGCUGCCAACUUUCCAAGAGUGGCUCCUUCUGAAAGCAAUCCGAUGCCUCCAAACUAUCAUGACAUAGCUCAUCCUCCCAAGAUAGAGACACAGUGAUGAAGACCUCAAGAGAUAUUGUAGAUUGUUAUCUACACUAUAGACAUAAUGCAGUAUGUCACCAAUUUAUCUGCCAUGGCUCAAUGCUAUGGAAUCCUGGGAGAUACAGUUUGGUGAGACACCAGCACGCUUUGGCAGAAAUGGCUGAAGAUCUUAAUAAAAUUAUAACUCCCAUGAUUCCAUAGCAUCAAGUCAUGGCAGUUAAAGUGGUAUCAAACUGCAUUAAUUCUACAAUAUGGAUGCAUCCUUUAGGGUGGAAUGGAGUGCGAGGGUCAUCUAGUAUGUGAGUUACACAAGAAUUUUUGCUGAAUAGAAACUAGGAUGUCCAAAAAUAGAAUGCAACCUUGAGAAUUAGUCUAGACAGAAGAUGAACUGCUGCUUAACUAGAUAAUGCUUUGAAUGCUUAUGCACAUGCUUACGAAGCUAAUGAAUAUUCACUUUUAUGCCUAAAUGGGGUUUAGUAGCCAUUUUCUGUAUAUGGGUCUUAUGUGCGUGGGGGGACACAAAAGGGGGAACAUACAAAGGUGUAUCGGAAGAAUGGGACUUCAGGAUACCUUACCAAUGAGGAAAUGAGAGAGAGAUCUUGUGGCCGAGAAUCUAUAUAAAUAAAAAUGUAAUGUUCGUUUGUGGGAUUACCAUAACUCAAAAACCACUGGAUGAAUUGACACCAAAUUUGGACUCAAGACACCUAUAAGGCCAACAAGUGGUGACCAUCACUCAAAAAAACCCAAACAAACCUGAUUUUGUCAUUUGGGAGUUGUAGUUGCUGGGAUUUAUAGUUAACCUACAAUCAAAGAGCAUUCUGAACUCCACCAAUGAUGGUAUAGAACCAAACGUGGCACACAGGACUCCCAUGACCAACAGAAAAUACUGGAAGGGUUUGGUGGGCAUUGACCUUGAGUUUGGGAGUUGUAGUUCACCUACAUCCAGAGAGCACUGUAGAAUCAAGCAAUGAUGGAUGUGGACCAAACUUGGCACAAAUAUUCCAUAUGCCCAAAUAUGAUCACAGUUGGAAUUUGUGGGAAAUAGAUCUUGACAUUAGGGAGUUGUAUUUACUGGGAUUUACAGUUCACCUACAAUCAAAGAGCAUUCUGAACCCCACCAACGACAGAAUUGGGGCAAACUUCCCACACAGAACCCCCAUGACCAACAGAAAAUACUUAAGGCCAACUCCCUUCUCCAGGGCAAGAAAACAUAAUCAAAGCCCUCCUGACAAAGAGCCAUCCGGUCAUAGAUAUAGAUAGA